ACCUCCAGAGAGGAGAGAGAGAGACAGAGAGAGAGAGGGAGAGGGAGAGGACAGAAAUCAGACACACAGACUUUCUCUUCUUCUUCUUCCUCCUCUGUUGUUGUUGUUGUUGUUGUUGUUGUUGUUGUGCAGUCAUGCUGGACACGCUCACCUUCCUCCUGGAGAAGCUCUUCCUCCUCGCCCACAUUAAGCUGUCCAGCCUGCUUCCUCCUCUGGGCGCAGAGCGCGGAGAGCCGCCGCUCACCAGGCGCUGUGACCGGGACGAGUCUCCCGCGCAGCCCGCCGCAGCUCCGCAGAAGUUCCAGCGGGGAGACCUGCUGGAGGUUCCCCGGACUCUCUUCACCCACUUCGGCAUCUACCUGGGCGACAACCGGGUGGCGCACCUCAUCCCGGACAUCCUGCCGGUGCUGACCGCCGACAGCCGGCAGAUCCAGGAGAUGGUGACCAACACGCGGCUGCUGCUCGGGGUGCUCUCCAAGCGCGCCAGCAUCCGGGUGGACUCGGUGGAGGACUUCGCGUACGGAGCCGGGAUCCUGCUCAACGCCAUGGACAGCGCCGUGCGCCGGAGCCCGCUGACCGGGGAGGAGGUGGCCCGGCGGGCGGAGCGGCUGGUCGGCGGGGUGUCCUACAGUCUGCUGUGGAACAACUGCGAGCACUUCGUCACGUACUGCCGCUACGGCACCGCGCAGAGUCUCCAGACCGACCAGUUCUGUGAGUGGCUGAAGUCGCUGAUUCGGGACCAGCGUAACGUCCUGCUGACGGCGCUGCUGGGUCUGCUGUCCAUGGCGUGUUUGGGAAUAUCCCCCAGCACCGCCCUGCCCACCCUCCUCAUCCCCUUCACCCUGUGGAUGGCCAGCUAGAAG
Messenger RNA from Dicentrarchus labrax (European seabass), 863 nucleotides. Its product is annotated as lecithin retinol acyltransferase-like. Gene Ontology annotation, biological process: retinol metabolic process. The record is from RefSeq and is a predicted model, not a curated record. Lineage: Eukaryota; Metazoa; Chordata; Actinopteri; Moronidae. Gene Ontology annotation, molecular function: phosphatidylcholine-retinol O-acyltransferase activity. The coding region runs from base 135 to 860 and encodes 241 amino acids. The transcript is spliced from 2 exons.